Quercus robur (English oak) is the source of this 1524-nucleotide messenger RNA. Its product is annotated as cysteine synthase-like. The record is from RefSeq and is a predicted model, not a curated record. The transcript has 12 exons. Gene Ontology annotation, molecular function: cysteine synthase activity. NCBI's taxonomy places the organism in Eukaryota, Viridiplantae, Streptophyta, Magnoliopsida, Fagales, Fagaceae. Gene Ontology annotation, cellular component: cytoplasm. Bases 164 to 1135 code for a protein of 323 amino acids.
GGUUAAGCUGAAGCUGUCGGUUUGGUCUCCAUUAGUUGACUUGCUGAGCAUUGAUUUUUGGAACCUAUUCCUUAUUAUUAGGUAUCAUUUGAUUCUCACUUUGAAGUGCUUCCUAUGAAAAUAAUUCGUAGUGUUUGGGAUCAUAGUAUUUUUAAGACGUAACAUGGAAGACAAGUGUGGAAUCAAGAAAGAUGUUACAGAAUUGAUAGGCAAUACCCCAAUGGUAUAUCUCAAUAAUGUUGUGGAUGGUUGUGUUGCCCGUGUGGCUGCCAAGCUUGAGAUGAUGCAACCAUGUUCCAGUAUUAAAGAUAGGAUUGCAUAUAGUAUGAUCCAAGAUGCAGAGGAUAAGGGUCUGAUUACACCGGGGAAGACUGUUCUCAUGGAAAUAACAGGUGGCAAUACUGGAAUUGGGUUGGCUUUCAUUGCAGCCAUCAAGGGUUACAAGCUAAUCCUUAUCAUGCCAGCUUCAUAUAGCCUUGAGAGAAGAAUUGUGUCCCUAGCUUUUGGAGCUGAGUUGUACCUUACAGAUCCUGACAAGGGCCAUGAAGAAGCUCUUAAGAAGGCUGACGAGCUCUUAAGCAAAAUCCCUAAUAGUUAUCUGUUAAAACAAUUUGAAAAUCCUGCCAACCCAAGGAUCCAUUAUGAAACCACUGGCCCAGAGAUAUGGAGAGAUUCAGCACGAAAAGUUGAUGUUCUAGUUGCAGGGAUAGGUACUGGGGGUACAAUAACUGGUGCAGGGAAUUUCCUCAAGGAGAGAAACCCAGAGAUAAAGGUGUAUGGGGUAGAACCGGUUGAAAGCGCCCUCUUGAAUGGAGGACAACAUGGCAAGCAUCUGAUUCAAGGAAUUGGUGCUGGUUUUUUCUCUGCUGUUCUGGAUGUCAAUGUGCUUGAUGAAGUUAUUCAAGUAUCUAGUGAGGAAGCUAUUGAAACUGCUAAGCUGCUUGCCCUGAAGGAAGGUUUGCUGGUGGGGAUUUCAUCUGGUGCUGCAGCAGCUGCUGCGAUAAAGGUGGGAAAGAGGCCGGAAAAUGCUGGGAAACUCAUUGUCGUGAUUUUCCCCAGCUGUGGGGAGCGUUAUUUGUCUACUGCACUCUUUGAUUCCAUUAGACAUGAGGCGGAAAAUAUGACUUUUGACUGAUGUUUUCAUUAAAUAAGAACUAAUGUCUCCACAAAGAUGAAGUAUGAUGAAUUUGAGAGAUUAUCUUCGUAGUCUCUAUUUUGAAGAUAUACCAGUAAAGAAAAAAAAAACAUGAUACUAUACAUUGUUGACUCUUAUAUUUAAACCUUUCUAUGUGCUCAGAAAGCACAUGGAAAGGCUCAAAUAGGAUGGCAGUUUAAUUUAAACACAUGUAGUUUGUUAUUUGUAAUUUGAAUUACACCCCAUCUGCCUUUCCAGUUGUGAAGAACUUCGAUCUCUGGAUGAUCUACUCCUCAGGUGGAUGUAAUUUGUACAAGUCUAACAUAUAAAAUUAUGUAAUCUGUACCAAGUCCAACAUAUUAAAUGUCUUCCAAAUUUCUUUACCUCUA